Messenger RNA from Trifolium pratense (red clover), 848 nucleotides. Its product is annotated as CRIB domain-containing protein RIC4-like. Bases 166 to 678 code for a protein of 170 amino acids. The transcript has 3 exons. The record is from RefSeq and is a predicted model, not a curated record. Lineage: Eukaryota; Viridiplantae; Streptophyta; Magnoliopsida; Fabales; Fabaceae.
UUGAAUCCAAAGGGAUCAUACCCCAUGUGUGUCUUACUAUAUUAUAACAACAACAUUUUCUCGAGUAGCUAUCUAUCUAUAUAUUAUAGUUGUCAUAUCUCAAUACAAAGGGUUGCAUUUUUUUGGUGGAUCCAAUUUCAAUUGAUCUUCAAUACCUAAGAAAGAAUGAGACAACGAAUGGAAAGGCUUGUCAUUCUUCCUUUCUCUUCUGGUUGUAUUUCCGAGGCUAGUGUUGCUGUUGGUGUUCCACAACAAAGAAGAUCAAAACAUGUAGAUACCAAUUCACCACAUGAUGCAAUAAAAGGAUCUAAAGGAGUCGAGGAUUCAGAUGAUUUGUCUGGUGAAAGUAUGAAGAAUUCGUUGAGACUCCUUGAUGUUGUUCCAAAGCCUAACAUGUCCUUCAACAAGUUGUUCAAAGGCUUCAAGAACCUUUCUCAAUUGUUUGGGGAGAAAGAAGAGGAAUUAGAAGAAGUAGAAAUGGACAUGGAAAUAGGGUGCCCAACAGAUGUGCAACAUGUGACACACAUUGGUUGGGAUGGUGUUACAAGCUGUAAUGCUGCUGACUCAAUGAGGGGAUGGGAUGCUCUUAUUCCUCCCGAGCUCCUUUCUCUAGCAGCCUCUCAAUCUUUACGGCCAAAACAUGAAACUUCAUCUCCCAUCAUGCCUUCUAUUGCAUAAUUAAUUGAAGAUUGUAUCUUUUGCAUGAUGAUAUAUAUGAGAAACUAGAAACACGAAAGUGUGAUUUGAUUGUGCUGGAUGAUAUAUACAAAUAUUUUAUAAGUACAGUAUAUAUUAUGGCGAGUUUCAUUUGUAUUAAUGUUAGACAUAACAUAUGAUAUAUUAAUGUA